CAUUAACAUUGGAUGCCAACCGCCGUUAAACCCCAUCGAAGAAGAAUAAGAAGCUAGAGGGAGAGACGGAGACCAGUUGAUAGACAUCAGGAUAUCGUUAUGGCUUUUCGGCACGGUUUGGACUCGCAGAUAGUAAUAGUUGGCUGUGGAAUAUCUGGUAUUGGAGCAGCUGUGAAGUUAACCAAACAUGGUUUCCGCAAUGUGAGGAUCCUGGAAGCGACGGGGCGGAGUGGAGGAAGGAUAAAGACAGGCAAAAUGGGUAAUAACAUCAUAGAGAUUGGUGCUAACUGGAUCCAUGGUCCGUCGGAGGCUAACCCAGUGUUCUGUCUGUCCAGACAGUACAGCCUGCUGGACCCAGAGAGCCUGACUCCGGAGAACCAGGACCUGGCUAUAGGAGGUCACCCACCAUGGGUACCAAACUGGUUCUCCAGCUCUGGUCAUAAGCUGACUCCAGAGCUGAUGGGUCCUGCUGUAGAGCUGUUUGCUGAGGUGUUGGAGGAGGGAGGCGAGUUCAGCGAACAGGGAGGAGAACCGUAUAGCAGUGUCGGAGAGUUCAUAAGGACAAAGGUGCGUCAGCGUGCAGCAGAGCGGUGGCAAGGUGACAGUCUGUCCUGUCAGUCUGUCCGUCUGUCUUUGAUCAGUACUCUGUUGAAGGCGGAGUGUUGUGUGAAUGGAACACACACUCUGGACACGCUGGGCCUGGGAGCCUUUGGACUGUACAAGACCUUGCCUGGAUUGGACUGCACCUUCCCCCGAGGUUAUGAAGGGUUAAUCGACAACUUGAUGAAAGAGCUUCCUGCUGGGAUAGUCUCCUACCAUCGACCAGUCAGCUGUGUCCACUGGCAGAGGGUGGUGAGGAAAGGAGGGAGAGAGUACCCUGUUGUGUUGGAGUGUGAAGAUGGAGAGAGAAUCCCAGCGGACCACGUCAUCCUCACUGUCCCUCUCGGUUAUCUGAAGCAGCAUCAUGGUACCCUCCUCUCCCCUCCUCUACCCCUCCACAAGCUGCACUCUGUUCAGAGGAUGGGCUUUGGAACCAACAACAAGAUCUUUGUGGAGUUUGACCAACCCUGGUGGGACGACGACUGUGAGGUCAUAUACCUGGUCUGGGAAGACGAGUCAGACUUGGUGGACCAGGUAUCAGAUGUGGAGAGACUCUGGAUCAAGAAACUGUUUGGUUUCACUGUCCUCAAACCCACUGAGCGGUAUGGCCAUGUUUUGUGUGGCUGGAUCGCUGGUCAUGAGUCUGAGUUCAUGGAGACUCUGCCAGAACAGGACGUCACACACUCCGUAACACACCUGAUACGCAGGUUCACAGGGAACCCAACCAUCACCCCACGGCGUGUCCUGAGGUCUCAGUGGUUUCAUGACCCAUGGACCUGUGGCUCCUACACCUACACCGCUACUGGAACCUCACUGCAGGAUAUACACAACCUGGCUGAACCACUACCACAACAAGGGGAACAGCCUCUCCAGGUGUUGUUUGCUGGAGAAGCCACCCAUCCUUCCUUCUUCUCCACUGUCCAUGGAGCGCUGCUUACUGGCUGGAGGGAAGCUGGUAGACUCAUAUCUCACUACUCUGCCCCCAGCACAUUCCAGCCAACCAGAUCAAAGCUAUAAGGACAAGAACUCACUCGUUGUAAAAGUGUUAUAUACUGAACAAAAAUAUAAAUGCAACAUGCAACAAGAUUUUAAUGAGUUACAGUUCGUAGAAGGAAGUCAGUCAAUUGAAAUAGAUAAAUUAGGCCCUAAUCUAUUAAUUUCACAUGACUGGGCAGGGGCACCACCACCCACUGAGGAGCCAGGCCCAGCCAAUCAGAAUGAACCCCCCCCCACACACACACACACAC
Molecule: messenger RNA, 1847 nt
Organism: Oncorhynchus tshawytscha (Chinook salmon)
Lineage: Eukaryota; Metazoa; Chordata; Actinopteri; Salmoniformes; Salmonidae
Gene: paox
Product: polyamine oxidase
Exons: 10
Coding region: 100-1617 (505 amino acids)
Molecular function (GO): polyamine oxidase activity
Source: RefSeq, a predicted model, not a curated record